Molecule: messenger RNA, 1540 nt
Organism: Neurospora hispaniola
Lineage: Eukaryota; Fungi; Ascomycota; Sordariomycetes; Sordariales; Sordariaceae
Product: pyrroline-5-carboxylate reductase
Exons: 2
Coding region: 293-1291 (332 amino acids)
Biological process (GO): L-proline biosynthetic process
Molecular function (GO): pyrroline-5-carboxylate reductase activity
Source: RefSeq, a predicted model, not a curated record
CCUAGUGGGGUUUGUUUACAGCGGAGUUACAGCGGGCAAAUUCUCCACUGACCGAUAAAGUGAUAUCACAACUCAGGAUCGAUGAAUAAGUUCCCGUUUUGGGCCUCAUCGAGAUCGUCUUCACAACUUCACUGAUCGACCUCUUUUUCUUAUCUCCCCGACAGGAACCAACUCGUUUAUUUAUUCUCUUCCACUUUUGGAAGAUCAGAAUAAAUAACAACUGUCGUACCUUUACACUCUCAACUCAGUCGCUCAAAAUUCCCACCCACAACACACAACAACAACAACAAGAAUGGCUGCUCCUCAAGUAAAGAGCUCCUCCGAGCUCACCAUGGCCGUUCUCGGCUGCGGAACGAUGGGCAUCUCCAUCCUCUCCGGCAUCCUCUCCUCCCUUUCCUCCAUCGCCCAAGACCCCUCUCCACCACCCACCAACCCGCCCGCCCUCCCGCGCCACUUCAUCGCCACCGUGCGCUCCCAAUCCUCCGUCGCCAAAGUCGAGUCCGCCCUCUCCCCGCUCGUCAAGCCCUCCGUUUCUACUCUGCGCGUCCUCCAAUCCACCUCCAACGUCUCCGCCGUCGCCGAAGCCGACAUCAUCCUCCUCGGAUGCAAGCCCUACAUGGUCUCUGGCCUGCUUUCCGCAUCCGGCAUGAAGGAUGCUCUGACAGUCAAGCACACCGAAGGCCACGCGCGGUCCCAAAAGAUCAUCAUCUCCAUUUGCGCGGGCGUGACGGUUCCGGACCUGGAACGGGUCUUGCGCGAGGACGUCAGACUUUCCGCCGAUGACCUGCCGAUUGUGGUGCGCGCGAUGCCCAACACGGCCAGCAAGAUCAGGGAGAGCAUGACGGUGAUCAACACGGUUGAUCCCCCGCUGCCGGAUAGCACCACGGAGCUGUUGACGUGGAUCUUUGAGAGGAUCGGCGAGGUUGUUUACUUGCCUCCGAACUUGAUGGACGCGUGCACCAGCUUGUGUGCUUCGGGCACGGCGUUCUUUGCGCUGAUGAUGGAGGCGGCGGCGGAUGGAGGUGUGGCGAUGGGGUUGCCUAGGGCGGAGGCGACGAGGAUGGCGGCGCAGACCAUGAGGGGCGCUGCUGGGUUGGUGCUGGAGGGAGAGCAUCCGGCGAUUUUGAGGGAGAAGGUGAGCACGCCGGGCGGGUGCACGAUUGGCGGGUUGUUGGUGUUGGAGGAGGGUGGGGUUAGAGCAGCGGUUGCGAGGGCGGUUAGGGAGGCGACGGUUGUUGCGAGCUUGUUGGGAGGAGGGGGAGCGAAGAAUGUCAAUGGUACUAGGCAUUAGAGCCCCAGAGAAAAGGGGAGGUGAGGAUAUAAGGUGAGGUCUGCCAGAAGGAAGGUCCUAGACGGUGUUGGUAAAAGCCUGCCUCUGGACGGAAAAGCUAGAAAGUCUCGAAACCAAAGUACCAAAGGUAGACAGACAGGUGGAUAGUGAACAGCACGCGGAGGUUCAUGUCAUUUUUUAUCUCCAAACCCCUCAGAAAGAAUGGGUUGGGGUUCAUAGAUAGUUAGAGACCAUAAAAAGGCGCCAGAC